Molecule: messenger RNA, 1572 nt
Organism: Micromonas commoda
Lineage: Eukaryota; Viridiplantae; Chlorophyta; Mamiellophyceae; Mamiellales; Mamiellaceae
Exons: 1
Coding region: 1-1572 (523 amino acids)
Biological process (GO): tRNA pseudouridine synthesis
Molecular function (GO): RNA binding; pseudouridine synthase activity
Source: RefSeq, a predicted model, not a curated record
AUGGCGCAGGCGCAGGCGCUGGCGUGUGCUCGAGGGCUGAGGCACGCGCGGAGUUUCACCGCCGCGCGCGCGCGUCGUGACGCACCCGUCCGUCCGGUCCCCGCCGCGGCGGGCACAGCGCGUCCCUACGGCGCACACGAGGGCCGAGCUCGGCGGAUGGAGUCUGAGCGCGAUGCGACCGGCGCCGUCGCCAAGAAUACCCUUCACGGCGCCAACCACCCCAGCCUAUCGCUCCGCCUCGUCACCCCCGACGGCGACAGACUCGACGCGGGGGUUGACUUCAACCUCCACGCGUGGCCGCCGGUGCCGUGCGCCAAGUACUUCGACGACCGCGCGUGGAGGGCGGUUGAGUCCUUCGCCGCCCGCGUCGUCCUCGGCGAGGCGUGCGUCUCCUCGCUGGCGCCGGGCGAGAUGGAACCCGCGGGGGUGUGCCCGGGCCGGGGCGUGAACCAGGACGGCACGCGCAUCGAGACGCUCCCGAUGCGAACCAAGGGAUCGCGGGGGCGACGGACGAACGUCAGGGUGCACCUCGCCUACUACGGACCGGCGUUCACCGGAUGGGCGUGGACGCCGGAGAAUGACAAGGACUACACCGACUGCCCGCGCUCGGCGGAUGCGACGAGCGCGAGCGCGAGCGCGAACGCGGAGGACGACGCGGAGGACGACGCGGUGGACGCAGCUCGUGGAUCGAGCACGGAGUGGAGGUACGGCGAGCGCUCCGUCAGCGCCUCCAUCCAGCGCGCCCUCCGGCCGUUGUUCUCGAGCGACAAGGAGCGGCUGAUCCACAGCGCGGGGCGCACGGACAAGGGCGUGCACGCCGCCGCGCAGUGCUUCAGCGUGUGGUCCAACGCGAAGGACACGUUCACCCCUCGCAACGUCCGCGACGCGUUGGUAGCGCACCCGGCGCACGCGGCGGGGGCGUGGCGGGUGGUGGGCGAUGUAGAGGAAGUUUCCGAUGCGUUCCACGCGACGUUUUGCGCGACGUGGCGCCGGUACGUCUACAUCUUGCCAAUGCGGUCACUGGGUGACGAGGAGGAAAACGGCUUGUCAAAUGUCGCGGUGGACCCGGCGGCGACGAACGCGAUGCUUAACGCGCUCGAGGGUAAGUCGAUGGACAUGUCCGCGUUCGCCAGGGCCACGCCUCCGGGUAAGGACUCGACGUGCUUCGUGAAGGUUGCUCGAGCGUUUGAGGCGACGGUGCCCGCUUCAAAGGGAGCCGAGCGGGGCGUCGGACGAGGCGCGAGACGCCGGAAGAGUGCAGGGUUUAGUGAGGACGGGGGAUUGGGAGUGGGUGGCGGGGGUGGCGGGGAUGGCGGGCCCCCCAAUAGCACUAUGGAGCGCGUCCUCGUCGUCGAGCUGGUGGCUGAUCGGUUCCUAAGAAAGAUGGUCAGGACGCUCGUCGCGACGGCGGUGCGAGAGGCGGCGACGGGCGCGCGCGGGGACGUGCUGCUCAGGCUCGCCCGGGCGGGGGAGAGGGCCGCCACGGCACCCCCCGCGCCGCCCGAGGGGCUCAUCUUCGCCGGAGUUGGAUACGGAAAUCACCCGGUUUGGGACGUAGGGGGGCGCGACUGA